Acanthoscelides obtectus is the source of this 6647-nucleotide messenger RNA. Lineage: Eukaryota; Metazoa; Arthropoda; Insecta; Coleoptera; Chrysomelidae. The record is from the annotation of a GenBank genome assembly.
AUUUUACUAGCCCAUCUUCUCAAAGUGGAUACUGCAGGAAGAGGAUAACCCCUUUUUCUGAGUAAGCGGUAUGACCUGGGACCACCUGCAUAUAAGGAAAUAGCUGAAGCUACAUCUCCAACACUCCACUGGAUUUCCUUGGUUGAUUUCAGCUUACGAAGUUGCCCUUCAGUGAAAACUUUUGAAAUUUUUUCCUUUUCUUCCAUUUCUCUUUGAAGUAACUGCUUCAAUUUUGCAAUUUCAACUUCAAGACUUGUGAUGUGUUGAUCAACAUCACAUUUACUAAAAUAAAAUAGAUAUUUAGAUGAUUGUAUAUAUGAGGAGCAGACUUUCAAAAAGCGUUAUGCUAUGACCCGCAUAAAUUGAGGAAAGUGGAAAAAACUGCUGUGACAACAUGCGUAGCUGCAAAUGCUUGAUUUUGCUGAAUCAAAUACCACGAAAAUAGAUAGGCUUUGAUGGUGAAGGAGGAUUACCUGGAAAACAAGGAAAUUCCAUUUUUUGACCAAAAGUAGAUUCUAUUUGAUGCACUUUGUUUGUCCGAAGGUGAAAUAAGUCCUUCUGUUUGGGAAACGGUAACUAAAGUCAAAAUACCUUUAUUCCAUUUACCGAUGAAUACAAUCUUAUAAAAAAUAGGCUUAGAGAAAAAUAUUCAAACUUUCACUCCACCAUCAUCCUCGAUGCAGUUACAUAUUUCUUGGGCAUUAUCUUCAUCAUUGUCUUCAUCACUAUUCUCUUGUAGCUCUACAAGGGGCUCUGGAAAAAUCGGACGAAGCCAUUGCAAUUCCUCAUCCUCACGCCAUCUUUCUGUGGAUAGCUGCACCAAAAGGUUAUGCAGACUUUUCAACUUUGUCCUUUUUAUUUCAUGAUUCAAAGGCAACCUUGGAAAACUCAAGUUUUCAAUCUUCUUGUUUUUUUUUAACAACGUCAAGUACUUGGCGUUGGCAGCGUCAUUUCUGUAAAAGGUUUCUGUUUUCACCGCUCGAUUGAUUCGAUUUUCUUAAAAGUGGACAAAGCGGAUUUCAGGUCAUAUAUUUUCCAGUCAGUCCCAAGCUUUCGAACCAAUCCGACUUGAGAAUACAACUCCCAGUAUUUUUCUGGUGACUUUAGUGUGCUAUGGGACCUAAUAAGCUUCUCACAUCGUCCAAAAAUGCGAUCCGCUUGGAAAAACCAUUCUUAUAGAUUGAAGGCCUUUUGGUGCUUCUUUAUGUAGCCACAUCAUUAGCAUGUGAACUAUGUGACUGUUCUUGUUUUGGCCUCCACAUCCAUCAGAGAACAACGUCAAUUCUUUCAAGUUUUUUGGAAAUUCAACCUUUCUGAGAAAAUCGUAAAGAGCAGAACCAACUUCUGUGGCACCCCUUCCUGCUUGGUGUUCUAACCAUGAGUAGAAAAUUGGUCGCUUGCAAGGUAUGUCUGUGAUACAGAAAACAUACAAGGAGAGUUGCUGUGCAUAGAAUGCCUCUGAAAUCGGUACUUUAGGGAGAGGUUGUACCUGCUGAAGAUCGAAGCAGAAUGCCAUGCCGUCUUCAGAUUUUUCCUUCAUCAUUUUAAAAAACUGCUUUGCUCGUAACUUAUGUACUCUUAAAUUUGUAAUAACAGUUUGCUUUUCGCGUUGGCCGUUCACCAUAGAGAGCAGAUUUAGGUGCCGCGUACAGAAUCCACAAACAUCAUCAAUCCUAUGUUAAAGUCAUUCGAAAAAAGGCGACUAAAGUACUUGUAAUUUACUUUAUAGCUUUCUUCAACGCUAUCAUUGUAUAGCCUAUGUAGUAUGGUGAUAUUGUACUCUGCAGAUAAAUAUAUCCUUUUAGAUUUCGCUAUUCCGUAGUGACUCUCUUGCCCCUUUAAAUUUGCGAUGAAUGCUUUCACUUUUUUGCGCUUUUCCACAUUUUUCUGCGAACGUCUGUCACCACCACGAUUUUCAGAAAUACCCGAUCCAGCUUUCAUUUGCCUAGAAAUAUUUUGUAUGCGUUUCUGACUAAUACCAAAAAUUUUUAAAAACAUUUUCUGACAAAUUCUUUUCUUGCUGGAGCUCCACACAUUGUAAUGCACAGUAAUGUUGCGGUUUCUAGUAAAGCUUUGGUCUGAACGUUUCUUUCUCCUAGGAGUUCCAAUUUCAAUUAAAUGAGACAUGAGACAGUUUCGUAUCUUGCUUAACCUUGUCUUUUUGUGAAUAAAACUUUUGUCGGCAUCGCCUUAGAUCUUCGAAAGGAAUAUCCUUAGAUGAAAGUUUUUUUAUUUCUGCCAUGCUUACAGGAGACUUCGAAACCAUCAAGGUUGGGAUCAGGUCAUCGUAUCUAGAAAUAAAACCGCAAACUAUGAGAAAAUCCCCCAAAUAACAUAAUUUACUAUAUCUACCGUAUUUCUUUCUGCUGCUGCCGUGAUGUUGCACCCCAUUUUCGUUUUCUACUGCCUCUGUCUUGAUCACCAACAAUAUGCUCUUCAUCCAUAAUAGUGAUCCGACCGAUCUAACCCACUCGAUAUCACUAUGCUAACUGAAGCAAGUUACGACAGGAAUACAAUCUUGAGACACGUGUCCAAACAAAAGGGUUUACUUGCUGCUCAUCCAAAUAUACUGGACAAACAAAAAACGUUCAUGCACUAACUAGCUUAUUAAAGUCUAUUUGUUUGUCCAACGCAGAAAAAAAUAACGCUCUUUGAAAGUCUAGACGUAUUAACGGGCGUUAUAUUUAUCGUUUAACAUCGUUUUGGAUGUCCAAGGAGCGGUUGACAAAUGGAGAUGAACCUAUACAUUUGAUCGCCAUCUUUUGGCCAAUUUCGUAAAAACUGCACUUAAUGCUUUUUGAAAGUCUGCUCCUCAUAUAUUCUCAUGAUUAUAUUAUUUAUUAUAUAAUUUAUUCAUUUUUUACCUUGUUUGAGUGGAUACAGUUAUAUUUUUCUCAGGAAUGUUCUCUUUGUCUCCCUCACUUUCACUUUGUACUUCUGCCAUUUCUACCUCUAGUUGUUGAUCGAUUGAUUGUACAAGCUCCCUAUUCAACCUUUGUCUUAUUCUCCUAGUGCGAGGAGUCUCAGCCUUUGGUGAUUUGAUCAAAUGAACAGAGGGUAUUGCAUCGCUUUUCAACUUCCAUUUAUUUUCAGGUAAACCCAACAGUUUCUCCUUUAGACGAUAAUCGCUUUCCACAAAAUGGUUCGAACAAAUUCUUGCAGUUUCAGUAUUGAAUGUGUGUUGCUGAUAACACUUCAGAACCCAUUCUUUGUGAACUUGUUUGUGUUUAGGAAAGCGGAAGAAACUGCAGGUUGAAAAGUAUCUGCUUUUCUUUUUGUUGUUGUUUUUACAACCCACCACUGCACAGUACACCAUAGUUCAAUGUUAGAUUAACUGUUUUUCACAAAAUUUUAGCCACACCAGCAGAUCACAAACUAAUUAAACAAAGCAUAAACAUUAAACAAGCUAAAGUGCCAUAUAAAACUGAACUUCCCAGGGGAUUUGGGUCUCCGAGUGACGUCACGUGUGCGAGAGAGAUAACCUGAUCGCAUGCGCGUGGGUUUAUCUUCUCAGUCAUAGUAUCAUGCCUACACCCUGUUAUCUACCAAACCCUCGUCCAGGAAGAAUACAAAGUAACCAGCCAAGUUCAGACCUAUGCUUGGCCUGCUUUGCUUUGUAACCAACACGUGUUCAUGGUAAAUGGGCCUCAGACCGGCAAGACGAUGGCCUAUUUAACGACCAUGUGCUCAUUUCUGGUAGAAAAAGAUGAGCGGUACAGUUUCACCAAGAAAUUGAGUGGUGCGCCAAUUAUAGUGAUAUUGUGUUCGAAUACUAAACGCUAUCGAGAUGUCAACGAUAGAGCGUGGUUCAUAAUGGGCAGAAAUAAGGCUAGGAUCGCACUUGUAGAGUAUCCCGUCUCUAAUGUUAACACUACACAUAUUGACAUGCUGAUAACAAUACCUACAAUAUUUGUGGAUCUACUCAAGAAAAGGUCGAUCACUCUGAAUGGGCUGUGCCAUCUAGUGUUUGAAGAUGGUGAUAACAUUUUAAAUCACUACUAUCCUCUAAUUGAUAUGAUUCUAGAAAAGACACAUAAAAUGCUGAAGAACAGACACCACUCCAAGUCACUACAACUCAUUCUGUGUGCCGAACAUUGGACCAAAAAGAUAACUUGUGUUUUACAAAAGUUAGCUGCUAUUCCAGUGGUGUGUAUUGCCAACUACCUUGAAGCUGCUAUGUAUGGGAAAAUACAAUUCUCUAUGAGGUUUAUGAGAUCUUCAGCUAAACUGGAAAUGAUGAAACGGUUAUUAAAAGAUACUUACAAAUUUACAAAAUCGGUGAUAAUAUGUAACAACGCCGAACUAGACGUACUUGAGGCAACGUUGAUUAUGAGUGGCAUAGAUGUUGCCGUUAUAUCUGAAAAACUAACUGUUGACGAAUCGCAUCUUAUAGAAGAAAACUGGACAAAAGCGCCAGUAGAGAAUUACACUGAGCUAAACGUGACGUCUGCCACAAUGUUGAUUCACUAUUCACUGCCCUCUUCUUGGACAAAAUUCACAAUUCGUUUCACCUGCUUACUGGAAAGCUACAGGAGUCCUUUGGAUCAGAGAGAGUCAAAGAUCACAACUCAAAGCAUAGUCUUAUUGGAUGAGAAUUGCCAGGAAGAGUUACCGAAGUUCUUCAAGUAUAUAAAGACCACCGAUUUGAAACAUUAUUUGUGUGAUGCACUUAAGCAAUAUACAGAGAUGCUGAUAUUUAUUUAGCAAAUUUGAUUCCUCCAUACGACGAUGAAGGUUUCUCUAACAAAGCUCUGCAUAUCCUAAACAACACCCUGGAAAAGCAUGAUUACAAGAAUAUUGUAAUGACUGGCUAUAUUCACCUUCAACUUUCAAAUACGCUAUGGUUGGCAAAUGUAGAAGAGGAAGUAGUGCUUUCGGAUAAAGUCCUGACAGGUUUCCAGUUGACCAGGGAGAUAUUGCAGAAGCAAUUGGCCGUUGCAGAUCUGAACCAGCUUGAUCGUUUGUAUAAGUUGUGUGCCGAAGCGGGUUUUGCCUUGCCAAAAUACGAAGUAGAAUCUGUUAGAAAGACGAAGGAGGAAAAAAUUAUACCACAUUGGGCCCAUUUGGAGAUAGAGACCGUUCAGGAGGUCAUUUGUUCGUCAGCUAUUUCUCCGGGCGAGAUAUAUGUCCGAUUGAACAAAUACAGUGAUUUAUUAUAUACCUUGGAAAAGGAUAUCCAACAGGCUAUAAAGAAACCCCAUUAUCCCAGGCUGUCAAAAAUCAAACCAGGCACUAUCUGUUUAGCAAAAGAUCCAGAAAGUGAAGAUUAUUCCAGAUGCAUCAUUCUAAAGAAUGAUGAAGAAAAGGCCUUGUGCUUCUUUGUAGACUUCGGUGAUGAAGCUGUCGUCCCAACUACAGACCUGAAAUACCUCAGUAAAGAAUUUAUAACAAAAUUGCCAUUCCAAAGCAUCCCGUGCAAACUGUUUGGUAUCAAACCAGUCUUGGAAGAAUGGUCUAGUGAGCUGACAGACUUAUUGUAUGAAUACGCUACCGAACCUCAAACUGAUAUAUUCAGAUCACUUUACGUCAAGAUUUGCGGCAAAGAAAGAAUAGCAAUCUCGGACUACUGUCAAAACAGAUACACUGUUUUAUUGAAAGAUGGUUUUGGAAAUAAGAAGCCUUUGAUAAACGAACAAUUUAUCGAUUGUGGUUUGGCUUUGCCUACUGAAGAUAAGCUCGAAGACUUUGAGAUACCCGAGAGUUACGGACAGACUGAGGAAAGUGACGAUGAUGUUGAAAUAGCGUUGGAUAUAUUGAAGAAGACAGACGAGGCGCGAGAAAACUUCCAUCCAAAUAAAGAAUUCCAACAGGAAGAUAUUAAUGAAGAAAUGGAACUAUUCCUGGAAGACGAUGACUUGAUUGACUUCGUAGAUCGGGUGGUGAACUUUUAUCGAAAAGAAGACCCCGGAAGUAUUUUGGUACCAGACGGACACAGCUGUCAAACUCAGCGUCAAAGUGACAGACGUCAAAGAUUACAAAGUCACGCUGACAAAAGGCAGGAUACUUUUGUUCAAAACUCAGAAAGGCAAGAACGAGUAUUGUUUGAAGUUGAUGUUGUAUAAUCAUAUAGGAUCGUUGCACCAUACUUCAGCUGGGCUAGAUGUCCGGAUAACAUUGAUCAAGAAGAAUCUGAUUGAAUGGCCUAGGUUGAUCCUGGCAAAACAGAAGGCAAGGAAUAUACAUUAUGACUUGUCUAUGUUGCAAGUGAAGGAGGAGAAAAAGAAAAUUCUAGAGCUACCAAAGGAACUGGUCGAAGCCGACUCCGAUUCUGAUGAUGAACUUGACAUGUGCUAUGAGGUUUAUUCUGACAUGGACAGUGAUUUCGACCAAGAAGUUGCUCAAGAUUCAGAUUAAGUAUAAGCAAGUGUACUUAGAUGUGUCUUUCUGAAUGCAGUUUUUUUUGUAACGUAUGCAUGUGAGACUUUGUUAUGAACAUUUGACUAUUUUUUAAGUAUAUAGGUGCAUACAGUAAAUAUGAAGUUUUUGAUGAAUCGUGAAUCCGUAUCUGCUCUGUUUAUAUAUUUUUACUAGCAAAACAAUGCUAGUAGCUUUACUGCUAUUACAACUAUGUUAUAGAUAAUUGUGAAGUUCCAAAUUAUGAGAUACUUUUAAAUAAUGAAACUGUAUAGUGGUUAUGUUUUAAUGAC